This is a messenger RNA of Vespa crabro (European hornet), 3234 nucleotides long. RefSeq lists its product as uncharacterized. The record is from RefSeq and is a predicted model, not a curated record. The transcript has 2 exons. The coding region runs from base 1309 to 2403 and encodes 364 amino acids. NCBI's taxonomy places the organism in Eukaryota, Metazoa, Arthropoda, Insecta, Hymenoptera, Vespidae.
GUCUCGGUUCUACACUUCGUCGUAUAAUAUAUAUUUGACGAUGAAAUAACAACCACUAUAGAAAAAUAGAAAUAUAUCGCGAUGAUGAUAUUGUAUUCGUGAAAUAAAAAUUUGUUGUGUUUUCUUUUUCUUUUUUUUUCUUUUCGCACGUCAGUGUUUCUUUGUUCUAAUUUUAUUAAUUUUAGCGAUCACGCUACGUCGAAGAUUUGGUGUAGUCACGUACAAUAAUCGUAAAAAUAUAAACGACCAAGAAAAAUAAUAUUGACGACUGAGAAAAUUAAAGAAGAAAGAAAACAAGAAGAAACAAACAAAAAAGAAAAAGGAAAAAAAAGAAGAAAAUGAAAUAAGAACGUGUGUGAAUGAUUUUGUACAACGAUCAAACUCGUAUUGCUAGGAUCGAUUAUGCGAUGUAUCGAGAUACGAUAAUUACAAUGUUACAACAUUACCACUGAAUUAUUCAUCGAGAAAAUUAUAUAUUUCUUUGGAAAAUAAUAGUGAAUCGAUCGUCCGAUAUAUCGCGUACGUAAGAUUAACCGUUGAAAUAAUUAUCGAAAUAUAACGACGGUAUAAUCAUCGAGAAAUAUUCAAGCAGUUAGCGGAAAACGUAAUCUCGUUGAGUGUCGUUCAAUACCUACCUAUUAAAGAAAAUAAUAUUCCACUGAAGAUAUAUACUAAUGGAGGUGCGACGUGUUAAUCAAAAGUUAAGAUUUUAACUCAUUCGUUAAAGUGAUUUAUUUCACGAUUUUUAAAUUUAAGAAGGUGUAUCGACGGACAAGUUCGACGAGCAAUUUAUAUCCUGUUUGCUGCUCCUUGAAUUCAUUAGUUAAAAAGUUAUAUGUAUAUAUAUACAUAUACAUAUACAUAUAUAUAUAUAUAUAUAUAUAUAUAUAUAUAUAUAUAUACACUUAUGCAGUUAACACAUGUGUAUAUACAAACGAGUGUCAGUAGGUCCAAAUUAAACUCGGCAGAUAUUCCAGAAAGAUAAACGUUAUCAACGUUCGAUUCUCGCGGAAGGCACGUUUUAAACUGUGUAUAUAUAUAUACAUGUGUGUAUGUAUAUGUAUAUAUGUAUGUGUGUCGAGUCGAGUAGAGUCGCCAUCGAAAAAGUUGGUAUAAUUUACGAGCGUACGAAAACUUAAACGAGUUCCAACGAGAAGGAGGCCGCAAUCACUUCCACAGUUGCCACUGCCACUAUCGUUUCUGUCCUUAAUUGCUUCAAGUAUUUUAUUUCAGUCUCUUAGUUUUAAAAACCGUACGAAUGAACGAAUUAUAUCUUCACAGUUAAAAAGAUAUAAAUACGAUUUUACGAUGGCGAAAGAAGAAUUGAAAGAAUAUAACAUGGAAUUUAUUAAAACUGAUCUCUUACCGGAAAUGGUUCAUAAUCGAUGUUUUUGUGAAUCAGGUUCACGCGAAUUUGUCGAAUUCGAAUCGGCCAUCGUCGAAUCACUCGUAACUGAUGAUUCGUUAAAACCAUGGGAAUUGUAUCGUGUUAAAGCUAUUGUAAGAUUUUCCGGUGAACCAAUGAAUUUUCCUUUGAUCGUGAAACUAUUACCGUUAUCCGUUCAGUCGGAAUACUCAUUCGCCCGUUUUCAAAACGAAGAAAUGUUUUACAGUAAAAUGAUUUCUUUGUAUGGCAAAGAUCUAUUUCCAAAGUGUUACGCUUCGGACAUGGGACGAUACGGAAUGCCGGUCAUCGUUCUCGAGGAUUUAACAGCGAAUGAAUACGAAACGAUUCAAGAAAAUAGAAGGAUGAACGAAGAAGAAUUGAAGUUAUCUUUGAAAAGUCUUGGAAGGUUUCACGGGAUAGGUUUGAGAUUGAAAAAUGAAAAGUUCGAGCUUUAUCGAGAAUUUUACAUGAAACUAUCGAAUACUGUCGUUACGAACGAUGUAUCUGAAAAGUCCAUAAUGUAUUCCGAUGAAAAUUCGUUGGAAAAUUCAUUAAUGGUAAAAGAAAUGAAGAAAUUAUGGUAUAGUAAUAUCGGAGAGAAUGUUAGUGAAACUUGUACGAACGUCGAUGAUAUCUCAUGCAUAUGUCAUGGUGAUUUUUCCAAGAGGAAGGUGUUGUUCAAACGCGAGAAGAACGGUACGCCGAUCGAUGUGAAAAUGAUCGACUGGCAAACAAUGAGAUAUUGCUCGCCUGCUAUCGAACUCGUUAUCAUUUUCAUCAUGAAUAUUCCGACGCCAUCUCGAGAUCAGCAUUUCCUUCAGGAAAUAUUGACGGUCUAUGUUGACGCCGUUAGAAGUGAAUAUACCACGAUAACGUGUGAACGAUUGAUUGAACAGUUAUCAUCAACAUCCUUAGACUAUUUUACUUUAUUACUUCAAAAGGAUAUCAUGAAUAAAGAAAUAGCUCAACAAUGGAUAGAGUUUAUUCAAUCUUUACGCGAUUUUUUACGUGAUUGAAAGAAGAAAUUAAAUAUAUAUGUAUAUAUAUAUAUAUAUAUAUGUAUAUUUAUUAUUAUUUUUUUAUAUAUAGAGAUUAAUUAUUAAUAAUAUAAUCGUUAUAUAUCAGAUUGAUAUCGAUAUAUGUAUUUAUUUCAAUUUUAUAUGUAGUACAAUGUAACGCUUUGCAUUUUACUAUGCACAGUACUUGCAUUUACUAUUUUACAUAAGUAAUUUACUUAUGCAUAUUACUUUCUUUUUCUUUUUAUACGAGCGUUUUUGGUAAAGAAAAAAGAAAAAAGAAAAAAAAAAUAAGGAGGAAAAAUCUUGAACUUGAGGUCAUCGAAAAAAAACGUUCUUUUUCUGUGCUCUCGUAUUGAACGUACGGAGAUAGAAUUUUUCAAUCCCAAUAUCAACGUAUCGAUAUUACCGUUCGUGCAUAUAUAUAUGUAUAUACCUGUAUACUGUAAUGUAACACCUAUGUAUAUGUACGUUAUCUUAAUAUACUCGACUAUCUCUUUCAAUAUUUUUACAAAGAUAAUGUAAAAAAGUGUAGAUAGAAGAAAGACUAAAUGAAAGUUAAAAUAACCGGAUAUUAAACCUCUCUUAUCGAUUUGUUAAGAUUUUAUUAAAAUGUAAUUAUUACUCACCAGUUUUAUAGAAAUAAUAUAUAUAUUCGUUAGAACAUUUUUACUUAUUUUUUGUUUCUUUUCUCUUUUUUUUUUUUAUUUUGUACUAUUUCACAAAACGAACUAUGUAAACUUUAUUGAUCCAUAUCUUCACCGUUUCCAGCUUCCUCUGUAGAAAUAUGUAAAUGGAUAAGAAAUAUAAAAGAAAAAAGAGAAAAAGAAA